This is a messenger RNA of Bolinopsis microptera, 1664 nucleotides long. RefSeq lists its product as uncharacterized. NCBI's taxonomy places the organism in Eukaryota, Metazoa, Ctenophora, Tentaculata, Lobata, Bolinopsidae. The record is from RefSeq and is a predicted model, not a curated record. Bases 3 to 1277 code for a protein of 424 amino acids. Gene Ontology annotation, molecular function: G protein-coupled peptide receptor activity. Gene Ontology annotation, cellular component: plasma membrane. Gene Ontology annotation, biological process: neuropeptide signaling pathway. The transcript has 4 exons.
CGAUGGGUGAUGUGACUGUGGCCGCUAACAUAACACAAGCAGAGACAGUUAAAACUACAACCCGUCCCCACUUCACUAACACUAGUGCCCCAACUUCUGAUGGACCCGUCUUUAUUGCUGUCUUCGCAAACAGUUACUGGAUAUACGUGUACUUGGUGCUACAGUGCGUCUACGGAGUGUGUAGUAUUUUUCUCAACAGUGUCGUUUUCUCUUUCUACUGGGGUCACGUGUCAGGCGAGAACCGGAACAGGAAACGGAACAGAGUGUACUACUUCCUGUAUGUGAUGUUGUCUUUAGCCGACCUUCUCCGAGGCAUCACCGCUCUUUUUCAUGCUCUUGUUCUCGGUUUUGUAAUCCACUACGCGUCGAAGGUGAUAGUGCCACUCUGUUACCUGAUCCUGAUCCUCUCCUCCCUCUCCAGCCACCUCUCCAUCCUCCUCAAUGUCCUGAUCUCGGUUCUCCGGACAUUCCACAUAGUCAAGCCCACCAUGACUCUCGAACCAGAGAUCCUCCUCGCCCCUAUAGUCAUGUAUUCUGUUCUUUGGGGUGCGCUGUCCUCCUAUGAUGUGUACCUCCUUGCAAUGGACAAUAUUGCGGCUAAGGCGGAACAUGUAAUGCUGUACAUCCUAAUCGCACCAAGGAUUUUCAGUUUAUUUGGAUAUUUGGAUAAGUUUGAUCGCAUGCUGGAGUAUGCUUUGGUUGCUAUAGGACUACCUUAUAUUAUACCCACUAUCAUAUGUAUAGUUUGCGCCUGUGUGCAAGUCGCUUAUCUGCUGAAGAUGAAUGUUCGAAGUACUGCAAACGCGAGGAUCACUGUGACAAUCUUCAUUCUCACCAUCUGCUUCUUCGCUUGCAAUGUCCCGUACUUCCUUUACUUCUGUCUGUCUCUCAACGUUUGGACAGAUUCAUCCGACUUCAUUGGUAGUCCUGGCACAAUUUUCUGCUACUUCGUGGCUAACUUCCCCAGUACUAUUAACUCCAUCCUGAACCCCAUGAUCCUGCUCAGUCGAGGACGGACCCUCCAAAAACAUUUCAUAUCUGUUAUCCCGUUGGUCAGAUCGUUUUUUCCUGGUUCAGAGCGGACGAGAGACCGCACCCACAUGGAGAGUUAUAUGACGUCACGAGCUGAAACCAGAGCUGCAGUCGCGCGGCGCGACAUGAUGAGCACGUGUCCCGAGACAACAAGAGGCACCUGUGAGGCGUUCCGUGACGAAAUGGAGCCAGACGUUAGCGUUAAUAUUCAUAAUGAUAAUAGAGUAGGGACCCUCGUUGACUGACCAGUCCAUUUUAUAUUUUAAUUUCGUACGGAUAGGAAUAUUUAGAACUAUAAUCUUAUUACAGACACAACAAUAGUUAUAUUUGAGUUUUACAUUUAUAAAUGAUGCUAGUUUGGAUGAUAUUUUAAAAUAAACAUUGGUGUAUGUGUCCACUAGUCCCGUAGUGGAUAGAGAAAGCAAAGAAAUGUUGAUUGUUGAUGCAUCAGAAGCUUAUUGGUGACUGGGAACAUUUCACAUCCCUUAUAUCCAUAAAAUACAUGAUAUACUGGGACAAAUUUCACUAAAUUGUUUUACUCUGGACACCCAACACCCAAAUUAAAUGGUUUUUGUUAGUGACUUAUGUUCUGAGAUGCCAAAUUUGACAAAUCUUAUGUUUGUGCCAAUUUU